Molecule: messenger RNA, 2574 nt
Organism: Mycena indigotica
Lineage: Eukaryota; Fungi; Basidiomycota; Agaricomycetes; Agaricales; Mycenaceae
Exons: 9
Coding region: 1-2574 (857 amino acids)
Source: RefSeq, a predicted model, not a curated record
AUGAAGCGACGACAAGUCAUUCGAGUUGAUGAUCAUCCUCGACGACAAACUAUUGAGGAUGCGCGUCAAGCUGCCUUUGAGAAUGGUUUUGUUAUUGGCGGUCCAAAUUCCUCAGUUGAUAAAAUGUUGAAAGGGAGCUCCUGGGUUCUGGUUCGCAAUGCGUUCACCAAGCUCAACACGGAAAAAACUCCCUUCAACUUUUAUACGAUGUUUGUCCCGGACCUGCUCCAUGAAGUUGAACUGGGAGUUGCUAAAGCAAUUAUUACCCAUCUAAUUCGAAUGCUCCAAACCUUCAAACAGGUUGACGAGUUUGAUCAACGGCAAGCAGCAGAAAUUCUUAUCGGGAUUGCCUUCUUACACUAUUGCAGAUUUCGGCAAGUUGAAACCUUUGGGCGCUCUGUUAUCCGCACAUUCGGUCACAACGUUUCGGAUAUGAAGUAUGCAGCAGCUCGAAAUUUUGAGGAUGUACUACAGUGCAUUCUUCCUAUUGUUGAUGGUCUAUUUCCCCUUCACCAGCAGCUCGUUGAUCAACUCUGUUUUGAAUUGGCUCUCUGGCACGGCAACCACAAGUCUUCUCACAACUAUACGACGGUUCGCGCAAGAGACAGCCGACGAAAAACUUAUGAGUUGCCUCGCGAAGAGCGUCGAAGGGCCAACCAAGCAUCCAAGGCGGCGGCGGCGGCGAAAGCAGCAGCAGCAGCAGCAGUUACUGACCUAGCUGCACAUGUUCAACCAACAACACUUCCCCAAAACCCAGUUCCUCCCGUUCCCCCUUCUCUAAGCUCAAGUGCCACAUUAAAGACAAAACCCAAACCCAAACCUAAACCCAAGCCCAAGUCGAAGGCGAAGGCGAAGGCGAAGUCAAAAUUGACAGGCCCAGCUGGUCCCGCGAUACCGUUGGCGAACACAAAUGGCAACGAGACACUCAUACCUGGACUGCCAACGCCCAUUGCCGACCACUCAUCUGAUUCAGCAACGCUGUUGGCAAACCCAGAUGGUAACCUACUGCCGGCAGCUGGCCCAUCGACACUCAGCACCAACCACUUGUCUGCACCAGCUGCCGCGCCAAGUUCAUUGGCUACGCCUGGUUCAUCGACUGCAAGCGCAACUCCCCCUGCUCCGCCCAAACAAAAGGGAGAAAAGGUCGAGAAGCCAUUCAAUUUAAUCACGUUCAAAUUGCACUCGCUCCCUGACUAUCCGGAUGCCAUUCUGCGUUAUGGAACCACCGACUUGUUUUCAACGCAGAUUGGUGAGCUUGCUCACAGGCUCGUCAAAUAUCUGUACCGUCGCACGAACAAGCGAGAUCAUGUUCGUCAAAUUGCUAAACAUGAACACCGCCGACAGUUGAUUCGUGCAAUGUGGGAGAAACGAAAGUCCUAUAAAGAGGCUGAGAGAAAAGCUGCUGAGAGAGCAACCGCAACAGGAGCUAUCCCCCCACCGACCAAACAGCCAAGUGCUACUGAAGCAAGCAAAGCACGUCCGCAAGCGACAACAACUGGUGUCCACUCUCCGUCCCAAACCUCUAUCGUCAUCAUAUGGUGCCUAUACAUCGACAUGGAGGAUGAAGAGGAAGCUUUAGAUACUGGUACUGACGGGCCUCCCAUAGAACCCAUGGAGAUUGAUCAGUCGUACUCCGAUCCCGCACUCAAGGACUUUACUCCCAAACUCAAGGCUUACUUGCGACGUCAACUUCUCGGCCUUGACGAUGAUGUUCAGCUCACUAAGGAGGAUUUGCUCAAUGUGAUUGUGGAGAAGGAUUUGCUUUAUACUCAUGCAACCAUGAAGGUCAACUACACAACAUACGAUGUUCGUCAAGACCAGGACACAUUGAAUCCGCGAACCCGAAGAUUUUUCAUGGUUCAUGCACAGGAUUCAAUCGAUCCUCACCGUUACUGGUAUGGCGAAAUUUUGGGCAUAUUCCAUGUCUAUGUGUUACUGGCAGACCACCCUAGUAAAGCAAAGCGCAUGGAAUUCCUUUGGGUUCGAUGGUUCCGACGCGACAUGACCUACAUCUGCGGACUCAAAGCAAAACGCUUCCCGCGCCUUGGCUACAUGCCGCAUGAGGAUCCCGAUGCUUUCGGUUUUGUCGACCCUCAAGAUAUUGUGUGGGGCAGUCAUUUGAUACCUGCUUUUCGCCACGGACGAACAACGGAGUAUCUUCCUAAGUCUGUGGCUCGACCCGAAUCUAGCAGAAACGAAGACUGGCGAUUCUAUUAUGUCAAUAUGGUGGUUGAUCGCGACAUGCUUAUGCGGUACCAUGACAAUGUCAUUGGCCAUCGCAAGAUUACGCCUCUCCAACUGUCGGACGACAGUCUUUCCACAAUUGACAACAACCUUGCGGUUUCAUCUGAUCAGACACUGUUGAGCGAAGCAGUGGAUGACCCGUCCUCAAUAGAGGAUACUACUAUGCCCUUGAUGCAGGUUAACGGGGAUAACAGCGAUUCAGAGGAGGAGGAUGCUGAUUGGCGUGGAGACACGAUAUUUGAACAGGACAACGAAGAGGCUGAUAAUGAAGAUGAACCGUUGUAUGGAGGUGAUGCGGCAGUUAUCAAUCACCUUGGUCUAGCUGAAUAG